This is a messenger RNA of Portunus trituberculatus (swimming crab), 1351 nucleotides long. RefSeq names its product probable glutamate receptor. NCBI's taxonomy places the organism in Eukaryota, Metazoa, Arthropoda, Malacostraca, Decapoda, Portunidae. The record is from RefSeq and is a predicted model, not a curated record. Gene Ontology annotation, cellular component: membrane. The transcript is spliced from 10 exons. The coding region runs from base 36 to 1286 and encodes 416 amino acids. Gene Ontology annotation, molecular function: glutamate-gated receptor activity.
CAGCAGGUGGAGACGAGGCAUGAAAUCAAAAGGAAAUGGCAGCAGACAGGCCACAUAUCAAGAUAGCAGCAGGGGAGUGGGUUCCAUACACCAAGAUCGAGAGGGAUGUUGGCGGCUCCAUCACCAUCCAAGGCCCAAUGGUGGAACUUCUUAGGAUUUUCUCAACGCUUCUGAACUUCGAUUAUGAGUUACUUCCCGCCCCUGGCAACCUGUGGGGCGGCCCUCUGGCUAAUGGCACCUGGACUGGAAUGCUGGGAAUGCUGCACCGACAGGAGGCGGAGCUGGCCAUCGCGCCCUUCUUCGUCACGCCACAGAGGGAGAGCGUGUGUGACUUCUCCGUGACAGUGUUCAGUGACUACCAGGCCAUUCUGAUGCAGCGCCCCAAACUGCAGAGUGACGUGGCUGGGUUCAUCAAGCCCUUUACUCUGGAGGUCUGGCUCCUGAUCGCGGUGAGCUUCCUGGCCAUCAGCUCCAUCGUGGCGUUAGUGUCGGGGAAGGAGGCGGCACUGUUUCAAACUCCCCUGACCCGCCCCUGGGCACGCUCCGUCAUCAUGGCUGUGCAGACCGUGACGCAGGAAACCUCAGAGUGGGUGCCGCCACAUGACGCAGGCCGAAUGUUGCUCACCACCUGGCUGCUGGCGUCCCUGGUGUUCAUGUCCUCCUACAGCGGCAUCCUCACCGCCAUGCUCACCGUGCCGCGGGUCACCAUCCCCAUUGACUCCCUGGCAGAUCUGGUGGCGCAGGAUGACCUGCCCUGGAGGCUGGAGGCGGGCUCCAUGAUGUACUCGUUCUUCGAGGAGUCCGAUGAUCCCAUAGGCCGCAGGGUUUUUCUGGAGAAGGCGGGCACCUUUCAGGACUGCUGGGCGGCGCGGCAGGACGUCGCUAGCGGGGAGUUCGCGGCCAUCUGUGACAGGACCACCAUGAUGAAGGCCAUGUCGUGGGACUUCAGCACUACGGGCAACUGUCACCUGUACAUGUCGCAACAGAAGGUGUACAGCAGUGGGAUUCUCUCCAUUGGCUUCAAGACAAAGUCAAAAUACCUGCCGCCAGCAAACAAGAUCCUGCUGGUGCUGAAGGAGGCGGGUCUGCUGGACAAGUGGCUGGGGGAGCAGAUCACCAACACCACUCAGUGUCUUCGUCCACCCUCGGCAGACUCCAGGGAGGGCGUGUCUCCGCUAAGCGUGACAGCCUUUUCAGGACCCCUUGCUUUUCUCGGUCUGGGCCUGACACUGGCGGUUGUGGUGUUCCUGAUGGAGAUGAUGGUCGGCGUGGAGAGGAAGAAAUGAAGGUAAUGAAACUCAGCAUUAUGUCUCACCUCAGCCAGAACCACGGACCAUGGGUGAACUCUCCG